ACAGUCCUCCCUUCAGCUGGUAAUGGACUUGUGACAGUGCUGGACUUCACGAACCUCGAAUCUGAAGGUAAGCCUGUCACUGGGCACCUGCAGAUUCUCUGCUUGUGCCCUCAGUGUUGUCUGUUGCUAUUCCUGGUCCUUCUCUGAUUUUAUUUUCAGUCAUGUGAUGCAACAGAAGAGUCUGUUGGGCUGUGCCAAAGCCAAAAGACAACCUACAGCAAUUCUGGUCGUGGAAAGACAUAGCAACCUUUGGGAUUAUUGCUUAGCAACUGCAAACACACAGAGGAGUAAAACUCACAGCCCAGCUCCACAGCAGGGCUGAGAGAUCCCUAAUUCACUUGAAGAUUUUUAAUGGUGGAGAACAGAUGGGCAUGUAUUAAAUUCCUCUUGAUUUGCAAAGCCACUUUGAAUGCAGGAGGAAUAAGAUCUAUUUUGAUACCUGCCUCAAAGUGAUUGAGGUAUGGCUGCUCAUCCAGAAGAAUCAGCACAACCUGCAGGUCUGCAACAUCCCAAACUUGGACAUGAGGAGGGAGCUGCCACAGAAAUGGAAAGCAAUCAGGGGGAUGAUGAACAGCCACGUCUUAGUAAUUACUCUUCGUGGAAAGAGUGUUUUUUUGAAAAGGUACAACAAAGGUGUCUGAGUCUGCAGGAGACAAAGGCAAGUGUGAUUGGAGCACAAAAGGCAGAAGAAGAAAAGAUAGAGAAGAGAGAGCCCUGUGACUCACUGGCCAGAGAGUGGUACAGCGAAGAGAGGGAGACACUCGAUACUCGCAUCUAUUUGCUUGACAAACUCCUACCUACAUUAAUCCCAGGAGUAGAAAAUCUGUUAAUGGAAGUGGAAAGAAAGCACGUGCUUGUAUCAGACAAAGACCCAGGCACAUUUGACCCCAUUAAUUAUCUUGCAGAAUAUCUGAUGCGACAUAACCCUCUGUACGGUGUUUCUCCAAAGCCGGGCCCGUACGUGAGAGGAAUGAAGAUAGUGGCGGAGGAGCUCAAAUCUUUGAUGCGAGGUACAACGUCAGAGAGGCUGGUCAAGAUGAAGGCUGAGGCAAAGGAAAAACGUGAGGCCAGGGAGGAGAUGGAAAGAAAGCAAGCUGAGGAGAGAGGGAUGAGAAAGGAGGCACUGACAGUUCUGUUCAAAGAGUGGACGGUGGAUGGCAAGGACAGAAUACCAGUGGCACUGGUUCAGAGUGCCCUGAGGUCUUUUCCAGAUGUCACUGAUUCUAUUCCCGAAAAAAUGAGAAAAGCAAUCCAGGACAGGAAGCUGAAAAUCUUAAACACAUUGGAAGAAACAGCAAACCUACAUGAGUUCUCAGAGUUCGUCCUUUCCUACACAGAGCAUGUUCCGAGUGACACAUUCCAGGAAAUCAUGAAAUAUCUCCAUCAGUGUGGGGAGGACUUCCAGGAAGCAACACAACGAGCUAUGUGGAGGCAAAAUUUUAGUGAUCUCUUCCAAGAGUGUGACUCUGGAAAGGUUGGUGUCUUGGAUAGACAAAAAACACUGGCCCUGCUGAGAGAGUUCUAUGACAGAAGCCCUGUGGCUGAAAAGAGGGAAUUGUGGAACCCCAGACACUGGCCAAUAAUUAAGUUGCAAGAGAUUGAUCUUGCGGAUUUAUGGGGAGGCCGUGAUGACCAAGCAGCAGAGCCGAGUGAUGCUGAAGUGAGCAAGGAAGGUGAGGAUGCUGUGUCAGAGGUGAAAGGCACUGCAUUUGAAGGUGGUGACUUGGAUGGAGGUACCACACACAGAGAGGAACCCAGCUCCCAGGAAGACAUCAAAACUGAGAAGGAAGAUGAGCCUGGAAGUGCAGAGAGACAGGACGAAGCUUUCCCAGGAUCAGCCUCUGAUGGACACAACCUCAGUAGGGAUGGAGAACCUGGACCUGAAAUACAGGUGGAGGAAGAGGAAUCAAGCCUGGGUAGAGAGCCUGAGACAGAAACAAAAAGUGAAGGAGACAGAGAUGUGGCAGACAGGGAUGUCACUGGUUCAGAACAGGGUGCUCCAGCUGCAGAGGCUGUGGAAGAAACCCCUGCAGGAAAAGGGAGUUUUUCCAAGCAGCACAGCAGCCAGUUUGACCAACAGACAAGCUCUGAGACAAGGCUGCAGGAUGGUGACCCUCUGCAUGACCAGGACUCAGGUCCCAGCAUGGCAGAGGUUCAGAACCGUCGGGCUUCUUGUACUCGGAGUUCCCCUGGUGCAAGCUGCCUCACCCAGCCACAGUUUGUACAGCUCAUGGAGACGUUUGUUGGUCAGGACAGUUCUCUGCCUACUGUGGAGAGGCUCAUUAAAUUUAUCAAAGAAGAGUACAAACAGACAGAGGAGGAAAAAAUGGAACAACUAGAAAAGGGUCACCGCGAGUCUCGGGCGGCCCAACGGAAACUGCUUUUGGAGGCACUGUUUGAAAAGUGGGACAGCAAUGGACAUGGGUUUCUGGACCUGGAAGAGGUGGAUGCUGUUCUGAGCAGAUUCAUGGGAGGCACGAAAAAAGAGGCCUUGCUGAAGGCAAAGACACGCCUUUGCUCCCGAUACCCCCAGCUCGGCAGAGUGGAGAAGUUAUCCCCAAAGGCAUUCCAGACCUUCCUUGAGUUAAUUGCUUCUGAGUUCUCUGGCAAUGAGGAUGAAGCUUUUGAUAACUUGGUGACAUUUCUGACCACAAGUGUGGAGCAAAGCCAUAGGGAGACCUUGCAAAGCCUCACCAGGAGGAAAUGGCUGCAGGAUAUCCAGCAAGCGGCUGAGAGCGGCAGAGCAAGCAUGGAAUCGGUGUACAGGGCAGUGUUUAAGGCCAUCUCCCAGGACGCAGAAGCCCAUGGGGGUAACAAGAAGAUCAGUGCCUACAUUGCCCUUCUGGAAGAGAGCCAGCUCCCAGCAGAGCUGGGCCGGCUCCUCCUGCGCUACGUGGCCUGCACUGUGGACGAUGCUCCCUACGUGCUGAACCAGGCACUUCACAGGGACAUGAAAGGAGUAAGCUUUGCAGCUGUUGAUGAAGGAAAGCCAAUCCACGUUCCAAGAGUUCAGCUCCACGGAAAUAUCCAUUUCUGGAACUCGGACCGCCCAGUGGAGGAAAGGAAAGGUUCUCUCCUGGUGCUGCCCCUGUACGAUGCUCGCUGGAGAGUCUUUGGCAUUCUGGGACUUGACACUCUUCAGGACCCAUGUGAGAAAAACAUCUUUCUGACCCAUGAGAUCCUUUUCUACCAGGGAGUCUCCCAUGCAUUCAGCAAAGCCUACCACCAUAUCUGCACACGGGAGAAUGUCCUACAGAUGGCUGUUUCUGCUCUGGGCUGGUUGUAUCCCAGGACACCCAGCAUCCACACUGUCACCAUGUACCUGGUGGAGCCUGGCAAAGACAAGGCUCUGUGCAAGAUGAUCACUACAGAUAACACAGGACAAAAAGAAAUCCAUAGCUCUCCUGCUCUUCUCCUCAGAGAAGAAAACCUCCUAAGAGAUUACCUGUUCAGAUGCACAGACAGUUUAGAGGUUGCUCUCACUCCUGUCCGUGGAGAACAGCACAUUGCAGUACCUCUCCAUGACCUAUCAGGACAAGCUCUGGGCAUCUUUGAUAUCAGCAUUGGACACCACAAGAAAUUACCACCUCAGGAACAGAAAGACCUGCAGAAAAUGCUAAAGAUGGUCCAAGCUGCCUGCUUGGAGAUCCUGUGGAGGUCUUUAGAGGAAACAGAACCAACCUAUGUGCUGGAGGCAGAGCGGGUGGCAAAUGUGAGGCACCCGGGGUUUCUGUUCCACCGGUUCCUGCUGCAGGACCUGCGCGAGUGUGUCCGGAAAGUCGGUGCCAAGAGCUUUGCUGGAGUAAAGAGCUGUGCAGAACCCCCAGCUCUGGUACACGACGUAAUUAAGGCUGUGCUGUUGCUUUUGCAUCCAGACUGGAAGGGCUCAGAGGAGACCGAGAACUGGAGUCAAUGUAAACUGAAACUUGAUGACAAUUUGAUUCAGGAGAUUUAUUGCUUUGAUCCAACUGCUGCAUCUGUGCAAAUUCAAGCAGAGCUGCUGGACUGCAUCACUGGUGUCCCUCGAGCGGUGGUGUGGCAGCAGGGCUGUGCUCCAGCCGAGUACCUGUACCACUGGGUUCACACCUGCCUGGCACUCGCAGAGAUCACAAGGAGCCAACACAGUGAAAAAACCCAUCCUUAGUUCCUUUUGGCAUAAUUUUUGUGUGCCUCCAACUAAAUCUCCUAAUUCGUCAUCUAACCCCAGCGAUUCUAGUAUUUCACAAACUUUUAAAUUUAAAUUAACUGUUGUUUUUCUAUUUUCUUAUGCAUAGCCACUAAGUAUUUGUUGUUAAGAUGGUUGAAGUUUGUUGGGGGUUAUUAGUCAAAAUGAUAGGAAGUCUGUUAAGGAUUAUCAAGAAAAGCAAUAAAAACAUAAAGGAAAUAAUUUUGCUAAUAUAGCUACUGAAUUUAAAGACUUGAUUAAAGUUUGGGGGAUUUUU
Molecule: messenger RNA, 4442 nt
Organism: Empidonax traillii (willow flycatcher)
Lineage: Eukaryota; Metazoa; Chordata; Aves; Passeriformes; Tyrannidae
Gene: EFCAB5
Product: EF-hand calcium binding domain 5
Exons: 19
Coding region: 461-4144 (1227 amino acids)
Molecular function (GO): calcium ion binding
Source: RefSeq, a predicted model, not a curated record